GCUAUGUUGGCGCAUUUGUGUAUCUGGCACUGCUAACUAACAUAGUUUUGAAAGAUUAUAAUGGUCUUCACGUUUUUGUGGAAACAAAAUUUUUACUAAAGUGUUAUUGAACAAAAAACUUUCGUAGUAAAUCAUUAAUAGUGUGGAGCAAUUGAAUGGUGUGAUUAUUUUCAUAAAUGUGAUUCACCGAUUAAGUUCGUAACUUGUUUGCACGAUCGGAAUUUUAACGAAGAAACUAGCCGAAUACAUCAGCAACUGGAGAGAAAUGCCAACAACGGGGAAGAACCCAUCUCAAAUGGCGGUGCUUCAACACGAUGAACAACGAAUGAAUCGAACGAAAUUCAUUUUAAUUUGAUCACUUGAUCAAGUCAGUUGUUAAUUGCGCAUAAAGUUAAACCUGUUAAAACAUUUAGGCACACAUUUUUUAUUUAAAUAUAUUCAUAUAUAUAUAUAUUCAAGUACUUUCAAAUAUGCGUAGAGUUACAAUCAAGAUAAAGCAACGUCAAUGUAUUUAGUGUGGUAAUCGUGACAACGCGAAAUUAAAAGUGAGUCAACGUGGAAAUUCAAAUACAUACAUACAUACAUAGGUGUGUGUAUACUAUAUAAAAAUACAAUUUACAAAUCGUUAUAUAGAAAACGAUAAACGUAAUAAAAAAAUACAAAAUGAUAAACGAGUAUAUAGAUAUGGAUACGCAAAGUAUUCGCUACGUAAGCGAAUCAUCGAAUGCCAGUACUAGUGGAUAUUCCACGAUGUCACCUGGAUAUAGUACUGUGAAAUCAACACCACCGUCACCAUCACAGUCUCCAUCGAGUCAAUUGCAGACAGAAUUUUCAAAUAUGAACCUGCCCUCGGAGUCUCCACAAAAUCAACCUUGUUAUGCCACAUUACAAAAUGCAACUCUGUUGUACAAUCAAACUGCUCAUCCCCUAACUACAACAAAUAAUUGUAUGAAUUUCGCACCGGUCAUGGGAAUGCCAUCAGCAAUGGUUACAUUACCACAGCAUCAAUUCAGUGGACUGCCGUCACAAUCCUCACAUAUGUUUUCCAAUACUUCCCGAACAGCGAUGAGAACAACACCAUCAAAUGGGAAAUAUCCUGCGGAACUGCGUAUACUUGAACAUCCUGUAGAAAAAUUUCGAUUUAGGUAUAAAUCUGAAAUGCAUGGAACACAUGGUUCGUUGAAUGGCGCCAAUUCCAAACGUACACCAAAAACAUUCCCUGAAGUGGAAUUGUGCAAUUUUAAUGGUAAAGCCGUUAUACGAUGCAGUCUCUUUCAAACAAAUCUGGAAAGCCCUCACUCACAUCAAUUAGUAGUGCGUAAAGACGAUACGGACAUUUGCGAUCCACAUAGUUUGAUUGUUUCACCCGAGCGUGGUUAUGUGGCACAAUUUCAAAAUAUGGGCAUCAUACACACAGCAAAGAAGUUUAUUUUUGAUGAGUUAUUAAAUAAGAAAAUGAAUAGAUUGAAAUUUGAAUUGGCUCGUGAUGAAUUAACUACAAAAGAGGUACAAGAGCUACAUAAAGAAACAGAGAAAGAGUCAAAGGAAAUGAAUCUGAAUCAGGUGCGUUUAUGUUUUGAAGCGUUUAAAAUGGAGGAUGAUGGGAUUUACACUCGUAUAGCAGCGCCUGUAUAUACAAAUCCAAUCAACAAUCGUAAGUCGGCACAAACUGGUGAACUACGCAUAUGUCGUCUAAGUAUUGCUACCGGUAGCGUGACUGGCGGCGAUGACCUCAUUUUGCUAGUUGAAAAAGUAAGCAAGAAAAACAUAAAAGUACGUUUCUAUGAAUUCAACGAUGAAGAAGACCUGGUGUGGGAGGCAUAUGGUAAAUUCCGAGAAUCUGACGUACAUCACCAAUACGCAAUCGUUUGUCAAACUCCGCCAUACAAAGACAAGGACAUUGAUAAGCCUGUCGACGUUUGCAUAGAAUUAGUACGUCCCUCAGAUGAUGAACGUAGCUAUCCACCAGUGACUUUCCGCUAUAAGCCUCGUGAUGUUAUUGUGUCGCGAAAACGUCGGCGAACAUGCUCGAGGUCCACCAGCAGUUCUGGUUCUGGUAGCUCUGUAAAUUCAUUUGAAUUACCGAAACCAGUACAAGAACAAACUGCUAACCUAAAAAUGGAAAACCGGCCAGUAAAAGUGCAACUUGUUAACACAAAUGGUGGUGAAUUUACAAAUAAUCAUCCAACCAUAAGUGAAGAAUUCAAUAAGGAUUUACAAAUUACUCGUAUAAUAGGUAGCGAAACUUUCAGAGAAUGCAUGCAAAUGAACUCAGCCGAACUCGAAGAUAUAUGUCACAUAGAUUCUAUUGGCAAUAUUACGAAUAUCAUAGAUAUGUACGAACUCUCUGGCCCUGGAACUCCAACUAUUGGUGCACUUGUAGAGGAUGGUGUAUCUACGACAUCCUUUUCAAACCGACAAAUAUCUGGUGAUUUGCGUAAACAGUAUAUGAAAUCCAUAUUAGGAGCACCUACGGAUGUGCAGCUCAAUAGCUAUUUACAAAAAAUAUUUAAAAUAUUCGAUGAUGUAAGAACAUCAAAAAUAAAAAGCGAAAACGAAUUUGAGAAGGCUAAAGCAGCUAAAGAAAUCGACGAUGUAUUUAUGGAGCAUUCAGAAAGAAAUGAAUUCCGCGAAAGCAUACUACAUGAAAUUAUAGUCAGUGAUAAUAUAAAAGCGGUCUUGAAAACAUAUCAUAUUUUGGAAUACUUCAAGCUUACACACCUUUUGAAUAAAGUGCUGAAUGCACGCAAUGAAAGCGCCCUGCAUACCGCUUGCUUGCACAAUCGUGUCAAAUAUAUUCGUCCACUUUUAGGUCUCGGCUGCGAUCCAAAUAUUCAAAAUCAUGAUGGAAACACAGCACUGCAUAUUGCUGUUAAGGAACAUAAUGAAAAGUGCAUCGAAAGUUUUCUGAAUAGUGGUAUACGACUUGAUUUGACGAUUAAGAACGAUGAAGGCUUCACACCGCUACAUUUAGCUAUUCGACAAAGGAAAUCUGAAGUAGCUAAAAAGUUAUUGCAAUAUGAUCAUCGUGCGGCACUUGUACCAAAUGCGAAGGAACAAAAUAAUGCCCUCCAUAUGGCCGUAUUGCAAUCUGAUUUUGAAUUUGUCAAAUUAAUUUUAGAAACAGCAGCAGAAAAUGUAAACGAACUCAUGCAAGCAUCCAAUGCAGCCGGACGUAAUGCUGUUGAUUUAGCUAAAGAACUUAAGACAAUAGUGGGCACACAAAUUAUCACAUACUUCGCUUCAUUAGGUUAUAAAGUCAUUGAUAGUGGUAAUUUAGUUGUAAAAGAAGAGGAGAUAUCCUCCACCUCUGGUGAAGAAGAUGAAGAUGGCACAUCAAAUUCAGUCGAAGAAACUAGAGAGAUGGGAAAAAUUAGAGUUAAAGAUGAAUUUAAAGACAUGGGCUUGAAUGAUGUCGCGAAAAAUAAGCCAACUACUUUUGAGGAAUUGUUGCGCGAUGAGCGAAAAUACCGAAUUCUUGUUGCUGCAUUGAGUUUGCAAGAUAAAUGGAAGCAGCUAGCGGUGCCUUGCAAAAUGCAGCAUUUACUAUGUUUGUGGAACAAAGCUGACGAUAUGCUGGAUUAUAUGCGUAAAAAUAUUGAAUUUGACGUGUUUGUCAAUGCACUAGGGCUGGUAGAUAAACAGGCCUUGAAGCUGCUAUAAGAUAUAUACAUACAUAUGUAAAUAUGUCUAUGAAUGCACAUGAAAUUUGAAAAUACAUAUUGCGUUAUUAAAUAAUUUAGCUUUAUAAGUGGCCAUGUCAAUGACUAUAAACAACCUUUGAUUUCUCUGUACUCCGCAACUUCUAAUUGUACGUUAUUUAUCUAUUUAUAUUUAUAAAAAAAAAUUAAGAAUUCCAAGUUGUACUAUAAUAUAAUUAUUAAGCAAAUAUAUAAACUUCAUUGUACAUAGCA
Molecule: messenger RNA, 3914 nt
Organism: Zeugodacus cucurbitae (melon fly)
Lineage: Eukaryota; Metazoa; Arthropoda; Insecta; Diptera; Tephritidae
Gene: Rel
Product: nuclear factor NF-kappa-B p110 subunit
Exons: 2
Coding region: 664-3663 (999 amino acids)
Biological process (GO): response to cytokine; cellular response to stress; regulation of DNA-templated transcription
Cellular component (GO): cytoplasm
Molecular function (GO): DNA binding; protein binding; DNA-binding transcription factor activity
Source: RefSeq, a predicted model, not a curated record